Molecule: messenger RNA, 3579 nt
Organism: Podarcis lilfordi (Lilford's wall lizard)
Lineage: Eukaryota; Metazoa; Chordata; Lepidosauria; Squamata; Lacertidae
Source: the annotation of a GenBank genome assembly
ACUACGUCUCCCACAAUCCCAAGCGGCACAACGAGCAGCGAGUGGACCUUGGUCUAGGGCAGCGGGGGCGUUAGGAGGGGAAGGCCGUUCGUUAAAGGGCACAAUGAUAAAUACAUAGAACGCGGCAGGCGCGAGAGAGGUGGCUGGAUGGAAGGGCAAAGAGAAGGUGAAGUGGGCGGGAGUGGGGCAGGGGCAAGGAAGGCGAGUGGAGGGCCUGGCAGGGCGGAUGGGUAGCUUGGGCUGCUGGUGACAUCCAGGCUCCUGUUAUUUCACUCUGUCCAAGGGGAAAAAAGGGGGAAAUAAUAUUUUGAUGCAACCUACGUUUUAAAAAACAAUCUAUUUUAUUCAUUGUAUAUCAUUUUUAUUUGUUGUUAAACAAGACUAUAGAACAGAAGCAGUCAUACAGAUGUAAACGAAUUUACAAAGUCUGUCAAAAAGGAGGGGACUAAAUAUAUAGUUAUGUAUCCAAUCUGAGAUACAGACAUUUAAAGAAUGGUUAUAGUUUUAACCUUGGAAUGUUAUUAUGAGUUAUGAUGAUAAGAGAGAGAGCAGCUGUUACCUUUGCAAAAGGCUGGGUGGGGAAGUGGAAUAUAUAUACAGCAAAUGUAUUAGCCCUAUUUAAAAACAAUUUUGAGCUGCAGAGCUUAACUAGCAUUUUCUGACAUGGUUGUGCAUGUCUCCUUCAUGCUUGAAGAAUUAUCUUGUAUCUGCUUAAGAGUAAGACCCACUGAACUGCUGAGGCCCUGUCCACCCUCUACGUUUAAAGCACAACACUUUAAAUAGUCAUGGCUUCCCCGUGGGAGACAUAGUUUGAGAGGUGUGGGGUGAACCCUGUUCCUCUCACAGAGCUCAUUUUCUCAUGGAACUCUGAGAAUUGUAGCUCUGUGAUGGGAAUAAGGGUCUCCCGACAAAUUUCAGCACCCUUAACCCUUAAGCUACAGCUCUCCCGAUUCUUUGAGGCAAGACAUGGCUGUUUAAGGUGGUAUCAUACUGCUUCAAAUGGUACACAUGGGGCUGGAGAUUGUCCUUAAUAAAUUUAGGAAAUGGCCAGGAUGGGUAAUACAAUGAAAACACUGUUCAAUGCAUUGGUAUAACAAAAUAUAUGUAAGUGCUUUAAAUUGAUGCACCGGCUACUCAUCUUAACUGAUAAUUAUUUACAUCUGAUAUCAUUUUUGAUAGGGAUUUUCAUUUUUCAACAGUCUAAAAAAGCUGGUGGGAGAUUUUAGCGUGUUCAAGACAUGCAGAAUAACCAUGCUUCUGGAAGAAUGGAAGGUAACAUGCUAGUAGCCUUUUGCUUUCCGAUAAAGAACAUUUCAUAAUUGCACAUGGAAUAACACGUUUCCUGCUGUAAUUGCAUGAAUGGGCUUAGGCGGCUUGAAGUGGAAUUACCUGUAUGUAGCUGACCUGAUUACGUGUUUGUUUAGUUGAUUAAAAUCCUGGUAAAUUACCAGUUAAAUUGAAAUUUUGUGAUACUUACAUGUAGCUAGAUUGUACCUUUACAAAUUACUAAACAAAAAUGAAAAUUGUUUGGAGGAAAAUCCAUCUGUAACAUUAUAUAUACAGUACCAGUGAGAUUUGCAACAAAAAGUUGCUGUGUAUCUUCGCACAUCCUCGCAGAAGUGUUCCUGUUCAGGUUCCUGCCAGCAAGCUAUGUUCCACUCCAAGGUACUGUAAGAUGUGAAGAGCUCAAGCAGGGCCUUUUACUAUGGUUUUUUUUGUAGCUACUGAGCAUUGUAGAAAUGCAUAUGCAUACAAAAAACAAUGUGAGUUAUGCUAACUCCUGACUGAGCCAUUUUUUGUGGGGAUGUGCCCUUUUGGGGGGGACGGUUUAACUUCUGAAAAUCUUGGGGUUCUUUUGAGCGUGCUGCUUCUUCUCUCUUGUUUCUCGGUGAUCCUGUUUUGGCUCGGUUUCUUUCAUCACUCACAACUUGAGUUCAUUAUGAGAGAGUGAUUCCUCUUACACUAACACACAGCAGGCUAAUCAGCAUAGCUUCAAAAAUGUUCAAAUUCCAUUGCUACCGUGGAAGUUCCAAAUGUGGUUAUAAAAUGUAAUACACAAAGCACAAAGGCUUGCAAAACAAUCCUAUGCAUAUUUACCCAGACUUAAACUGAACUAAACUUAAUGGAGCUUGCUGCUUAAGAUUGCAGCCUGGGCUCCAAAAUAAGUGCACGUAUUUGUAUGUCUUAAUUAACUUCUCUUUUCUAAUAUUAUCUCCCAGAAAAGAGCUCAGUUCCAUCUGAACUUGUUCAGAUUUGCAGUUAGAUGGUUUAGACAAAAGCUGCAUUGAAGAGCUGUGAAGUGGCACUAUAUGAUGAUGAUGAUGCUGAGAAAAAUAAAGUGUCGAGUCUGGAUAUGCUCAGCAUUGGUUCCAAAGACAGACAAACCAUUUCUACAUCAUUUUAUCUAUCACCAUAGACUGCUGUCAGAUCUCAGACCUAAAAGCAUCAAAGACUCUUACAGGCUGCUUAACCUUCAGGAAGGCUGUUCAAUGGAUGAUGUCAGAAAUUCAUAUCGAGACCUUGCUAAGCAAUAUCACCCAGACAGUGGAUCUGCUACAGCAGAUUCUGCAACUUUUGUGCAAAUAGAAGAAGCAUAUAGAGUUGUGCUUAACUAUAUGACCAAGAAAAUGAAAUCAAGUGAAAACAAUGAGGAGGAUGAGGAAGAUAAAUUCAAAUCUAAGACACCACAACACAGACAGUAUUUAAGUUUUGAGGGUGUAGGUUUUGGAACUCCAAGUCAGAGACAGAGACAGUAUAUGCAAUUUAGAGUUGAUCGGGCUUCUGAACAGGUCAUGGAAUACCGAAAGCAGAAAAUGGAGCGCGAACUAGUAAUGAGUGAGGCUAUGUUAGCCAAAGAUGUAAGGCAAAGUAAGAAGGCAAAAAUCACUCAAGCGAUCGAACGGUUGGUUGAAGACCUCAUUCAAGAAUCUAUGGCAAAAGGGGACUUUGAGAACCUUAGUGGUAAAGGAAAGCCACUGCAAAAAUUUUCAGACUGUCCACAUAUUGAUCCUAUGACUCACAACCUGAACCGUAUUCUGAUAGACAACGGAUACCAACCAGAGUGGAUUCUCAUACAGAAAGAAAUACGGGAAACAAUUGAAAAACUGAGAAAGGAUAUGAUGGCUUCUAGGAAUAAACUGGGAGAGCCAAUGACACCACAAAAAGAGAAACAAUGGAAGGAAUCUUGUGAACAGUUUACUGAAAGCAUCCAGGCACUAAACAAAAGAAUUAAUGAUUUCAACUUGGUUGUUCCUAUUCUUAGCAGGCAGAUGGUACAUUUUAAUGCUGGCAAAGAAAUUUCGCGUGUACAGGAGAGCUGCAAAAGCCAGAUGAAAAGGAAUUCUGAAAAGGAGACAAAGAAAACAGAAAAUGAAAGUAGCAGAUCAUCUGACAUUAAAGCCAGUUUUUUUAAAUGGAUGAAUCUUAUUUUGAAAUAAGAUUACGCUGAUAGCCAUGUGGUUUAGCUACUAAAUGUACACUAAGAUUCAUAUUACUUCCAGAAGACAUUACAUUUUUCUCUUUACUGUCUUAACAGUGUUGUAGAAGUGUAGGAACAAAUAAACACAUUUAUACCUGCCA